GCUCACACCUCCAAACUAUCAGCUCUUCUUCUGCCCUCCAUCUCUCGCCACUUUGUCAGCACGAGUCAUUGAGGAAGGACCACCUCUCCCCCUUCUUCUUCUCUUCAGUGUCUGGUAGAAGAAGUUUUUUCCACUGGGAACACUGGCGGGAACAAGAAGCGUCACGUGUGCUGGCGGCGGGUGCACGGGUGGCGGACUGGCGGGGCUCCGCGUGGGGCCCCUGGCAAGGGCCCCUGAAGCCUGGUGGCGUCGUGGCGGAGCCGGUGGAGGCUGCAGGAGGCUGGGGAGCCGUCGGAGCCGCUCCCUUGGGUCCAGCUGGUGCUGGAGUCGGACCCAUCAACCCGCCUCGUUGCCUCUCACCGCCUCCCUCUCCGCCAUGCCGGCCGGCUUGCAGCCCACGUGGUCCGCCCGCUCCCCUCUGCAGCCCCCCAGCCUCCCGGCGCUCAGGGAGGCUUAAGCCAGCGGGGCACGACGGGAAGUUGGCAUGGGAGGCCCAGUUCAAGAUGCCAGCUGCUGCCCAGGGCUGGGGCGAGGAUGAGAAGGCGCUGCAGCUGACAACAGAGCUACGGGGCUCAGUGGACGGGCCCGGCCGCUUGGUGGGGAGCGCCGAGAGGACCUUGGGGCGGCCUGACAUGCUGGCCGCUACGCGACUCCAGGAUACGCCACAGAGGCUGUGUGGCGACACGGGGCACUGCGUGCAGUCUGAGGGCCCAGUGGAGGCUCGUAUCGGCGUAGGCAGCGCUGUGGAGUGCCGGCCGAUGGACGUCGCCGAUCGAGACGAGCCGUGCGUGCUGGGCCUCGACUACCUGCCGCAGGGCGAGGCCUGUGCCGACCUUGGACGGGAGCUGGAGAGGCUGCGCGGACAGGCGCCUUUGCUCCCGAAGGUCGGCUGUGCAGAGGUAGUCGCGGCGGAGCGACUGCACCUUGCCCCGGGGACGGAGGCCAGGGUCCUGUGUUGCCGGUCGGACGCGAUGCCAGGGGGAGGCACGGUGGAGUCCACGGAGGGCCUGCAGCUGCCUGAUGGUGUGGCAGCCGGAGGGAGUUUCGAAGGAGCGGGGGAGGAGUCAGUCACGGUGCUGGUGGCUAACUCCUCCGACGAGGCUCGGAAAGUACCCGCUGGUGCCAAGCUGGGCACCUGUGAAGAGGUGGAGCAACAAGAGGAGGCGUCGGGGAGUGCGGAGUCGGCCGCUGUGAGGCCGCUGCCCGACUUCCUGGAGGAUUCGGCGCACCGGAGCGCCGCUCACCUGACGGAGGCGCAGACGAAGGUGCGCCACACCCUGGCUCGGUGCGCGGACGUGUUCAGCGGGGGUGGAUUGGACCUGCUGGGCUGCACGGGGUUGGUGAAGCACAACAUCAGCACGGGAAAUGGUGCGCCCACCAGGAGCCCGCCCCGACGUGUCGUGCCGGCCAGGCGGGAGGAAUUGCAGCGCGCCGUCAACGAGCUGGCGGUGCAGGGGGUGAUGGAGCGGACAGACAGUCCGUGGCCCUCAGCAGUCGUCCUGGAUAUGAAGAAGGACGGCACGCAGCGCUUCUGUGCGGAUUGCCGGGCGCUGAGGGACGAGACUGGCGAGGACUCCCACCCCCUGCCGUGGACCGAUGACGCGCUGACGAAGGCCUUGGAGUUGGGGGCAUUGACGACGACCAGCGGCCUAGCGGCGGCCGCCCCGCCCUGCCAUGACUUCCGGGGCCGGAUGGCGAAGGUGAAGAUGAAGUCAGCGUCGAUGAAGGCGAGCCCGGAGGGCCUCCGUGGCUCGUGCGGGGGCUGUGGCAAGAGGGGGCAUAGGUGCAGUCUGUGCCUGGGGGAGCGAAGGACGCGUUCCCUUGACCGGCCGAGCCCCGAUGCCCAGCAGCCGCGCCGUAAGGACUGUGGCCAGUCAGGCCACCGCUUGAGUGCCUGUCCCAGGCCCAGGGACGCGGCGCGGUUGGGGAGCGCGGACGGGCUGGAGAAGGGAGCCGACUUCCAGCCGUCUCCCGCCCUCGGGCCCCGCCUUGAGUAAGCUGCCGCCGCCCGACCAGCGUGUUGCCAGUGGGAGGCUUAGCGGUUGUAACCACGACGCGUGACAGUGGACACCGGGGGCUGAGGAGUGCUCGGCGCGGCCUGACCCGGGGUAGUGUGUGCUGCUGGAGGGGCCAGUGGAGGCUCGUAUCGGCGUAGGCAGCGCUGUGGAGCGCCGGCCGAUGGACGUCGCCGAUCGAGACGAGCCGUGCUUGCUGGCCCUCGACUACCUAACGCAGGCCGGUAAGGCUCGUGGUGGCCUCGGACGGGAGCUGGAGAGGGUGACCGGAGAGGUGCCCUUUGCUCCCAGGAGGUUUUCGAGCAUGGCUGCGUGGGGAGGUAGUCACAGCCGGGCGAGGGCACAUUGCCCCGAGGGUGGAGGCCAGGAGCCGGUGUCGACUGUCCCGAGCGUCACGUGGAGCGGAUGGCGUGGAAGAGCCCACUGAGGACUGGCGGCUGGUCGACGGCGUGGCUGACAGGCGGAGCCCCUUGGGGGCGCGAGAAGAGACUGUGGAGGACGUGGUGGAGGACAGACUGAUUUAUGUGUUUUGCAUGUAUUUUUCUGUGUUCAAUGCUCGUCCGGGAGCUCAGGCUACCGGUGGAUUUGGCCACGGGGCGGCCUCCCGACGUGAGCCUGCCCACCGUCACCUCUGGCUUCGCAGCGGCACUGCAGGAAAGCCUGGCUGAGGUGCACCGACGCGUACGGGGCAAGCUCAAGGUGGCAGGCCAGGCCAUGAAAUGAAGGAGACAUACGGCCGGCGCAAGAGGGAUGUGAGCCCCAGCAGCAGCGAAGGGGACGUGUCAGAGGUCGACCAAGGGGCGAACGAGAACAUGGGCGGUGCGAGCGAAGUGGCAGACGUCAGUGACGACCCUGAGCAAGGACUUGGGGCCGACGCCGCCGCUCUGGGUGCCACCGCCUGCCUGCCGCCGCCAGCAUCUCCCCAGCGGCGCCCUCGGCGAGAGAGGCGACGGCCGGGAUGGUUAAGAGACUUAAGUGAUGUCCCAGGGGACUGAUUAGUUUGAUUUAUUUCAUGUGUUUUGUUUGUUCAAUGUUGGGGCAGCCGGGUCGACUGCCUUUUGGAGGAGUGGAUAGUGUUAUGAAUGUGCUGUAUGUGAAUGAUUGUAUGUGUAAUGUGAUGAAAUUGUAGCAUGAUGCAAUGUUAGCUCAGCAUGGUGCAACUCUACUUGUUGGGACAAGAGAGACAGAGGGGAGCCCGGGGCCUCCGGCCGCCGGGCAGGAAGUACUGAGUCGGCAGAGUGUAGAGUUGCGAGCGAGAGGCGCUGAGGGGUGGUUGAGAAGACGCGUGUCUGGGCUUAGAGAGUGUUGAGCUGCUCCGCUCGCGAGCUGUGUGCAUCCGGUGUGCGUGUCUGCCGUGCCCCUGUACUGUGCCUGAUUAACUGUUCUGUGCCUUUGAGAGUUGCUGUACUGUGUGAGGAACCUAUCAUUAAACUAGAACUUAGUGUUGAA
This is a messenger RNA of Eriocheir sinensis (Chinese mitten crab), 3464 nucleotides long. RefSeq names its product methyl farnesoate epoxidase-like. Gene Ontology annotation, molecular function: iron ion binding; oxidoreductase activity, acting on paired donors, with incorporation or reduction of molecular oxygen, reduced flavin or flavoprotein as one donor, and incorporation of one atom of oxygen; heme binding. The transcript is spliced from 2 exons. Lineage: Eukaryota; Metazoa; Arthropoda; Malacostraca; Decapoda; Varunidae. The coding region runs from base 504 to 1997 and encodes 497 amino acids. Gene Ontology annotation, biological process: xenobiotic metabolic process. The record is from RefSeq and is a predicted model, not a curated record. Gene Ontology annotation, cellular component: cytoplasm; intracellular membrane-bounded organelle.